AGAUAUAUAAAAUAUUUCUGGUAAAUAAAAAUUGAUAGACAGUUUUGGUUCCGCAUAUAAAGCUUCUCUGGCGCUUGGGCUUAGCAUAACCCUUACCUUUGGUAUAGAGAAGAAGAAGAGAGAGUGAUGGAGUGCGUAUUCGGAUUGGUGGGUAAUGGAUUCGCGAUCGUGGUGGCUGAUUCAUCGGCGGUGCACAGCAUCCUCGUCCACAAGUCCAACGAGGACAAGAUCAUGCUUCUCGAUUCCCACAAACUCAUCGCCGCUAGCGGCGAGCCCGGAGACAGGGUUCAAUUCACUGAGUACAUUCAGAAAAACGUCGCCUUGUAUCAGUUCCGUAACGGCAUCCCUCUCACCACCGCCGCCGCCGCCAAUUUCACACGUGGCGAACUUGCCACUGCUCUCCGCAAGAACCCAUACUCUGUGAACAUCCUUCUUGCUGGCUAUGACAAAGAGACAGGCCCUGAACUGUACUAUAUUGACUACAUUGCAACGCUUCACAAGCUUGAAAAGGGGGCUUUUGGUUAUGGCUCCUAUUUUUCACUCUCAAUGAUGGACAGACACUACCAUAGUGGAAUGUCAGUUGAAGAAGCAAUUGAUCUCGUUGAUAAGUGCAUUAUGGAAAUCAGAUCCAGGCUUGUUGUUGCGCCGCCCAACUUUGUUAUUAAAAUCGUGGACAAGGAUGGUGCAAGAGAGUACGCAUGGCGUGAGUCAGUCAAGGAUACUCCUGUUCCUUCAGCUUGAGUAACUCUUUCCCUAAUUUUCGUUGGACUUCUUUCUUUCUAUUUGCCCAUGCUUUUGUCUUGUUAUAGUUUUUUUUACUGGUCUUGUAAUGUCUCUGAAAAUUAUGGUCUAUAGAUGCUCUAAAGUAAGACAGUUUAUCAUUUGAAUUAAUAUGCAUGAUGGCUAGUUCAAUCCAGAAAUGAAUUUAUGACAUUGUGUGGAGUAGGCUUGAUUUUAAUGAAUCUGGAUUCUGGGUCC
Molecule: messenger RNA, 978 nt
Organism: Glycine soja
Lineage: Eukaryota; Viridiplantae; Streptophyta; Magnoliopsida; Fabales; Fabaceae
Product: proteasome subunit beta type-2-B
Exons: 3
Coding region: 127-741 (204 amino acids)
Biological process (GO): proteasomal protein catabolic process
Cellular component (GO): proteasome core complex; cytosol; proteasome core complex, beta-subunit complex
Molecular function (GO): peptidase activity
Source: RefSeq, a predicted model, not a curated record